Molecule: messenger RNA, 552 nt
Organism: Cadophora gregata
Lineage: Eukaryota; Fungi; Ascomycota; Leotiomycetes; Helotiales; Ploettnerulaceae
Exons: 1
Coding region: 1-552 (183 amino acids)
Source: RefSeq, a predicted model, not a curated record
AUGCCGACUUUAACGACGACCUAUCUCCUCCCUGCCAUCCUCCUCAAUCCCGCCUUCGUCCUCCAUCUCUUCAAUACCUUCGUGUCGCAUAUGAUGCCUCCCCCACCCUCGGUUUCCCUCUCCCCGCAUCCCUUCAUGGAGAGUCUUGGCCCUGUCCGCAACGCCCCUCCCUACCUCGACAUGCACGCGGACGAUCAGCUAUGCUGGGGCUACACAGUCGUCAUGGUCCUGGUGCAGGUCCUCGCCUUCGGACGUGUGAGUGAUAACAGAGUGCAGAGAAAGAGCGCCAAGGCGGCUAAACUUGAGCGCGAGAAAAUCAGGAAGGAGAAACUCGAGAAGGCCGCUGAGGUUAGGAAACCAGCUGUUUCGAAAGCCAAUGGACAUUUGAAUGGGAUUCUGGUUGGCACUUGCGAUGUUCCUGCAGAGCAGAAACUCUUAAAUGGUGUUGCGAAUGGUGGACCGCAGCCCCAAACGUCAACGGACGAGCGGAGGAAGGAAUUUGAUAGUGAUGAGACAAUGACGGAAACGAGUGAAGAAGAGAUGAUUCCCUAA